Messenger RNA from Toxorhynchites rutilus septentrionalis, 1224 nucleotides. RefSeq lists its product as uncharacterized. Bases 1 to 1224 code for a protein of 407 amino acids. The record is from RefSeq and is a predicted model, not a curated record. Gene Ontology annotation, biological process: sodium ion transmembrane transport. NCBI's taxonomy places the organism in Eukaryota, Metazoa, Arthropoda, Insecta, Diptera, Culicidae. Gene Ontology annotation, cellular component: membrane. The transcript has 6 exons. Gene Ontology annotation, molecular function: ligand-gated sodium channel activity.
AUGGUUCGCGAGAAACUGAAUCAAAAGUUCAGAUACCUUUUGAACUUUCUUUUUGAAGAUCCCAAAAAAUUCGUGCGAAUCGUGGUGCUCAGUGUUUGUUGUGUAGUUGUUAUUUUUCAGCUAACGGAAUGCUUUCGAAAAUUAAUCAGACCUCCCGUCAGUACCCACUUUCGGUUCGAACUGAACGAUACGAUGGUUUAUCCGGCGAUCACUCUGUGUCGGGAUCCUCCGUAUAAAUAUGAAGUGCUGCGUCGGUUCAAUCUAACGCUUCAUCCGAAAUACGCUAACGCUUUCGACAUGUUCAACUUCAACGAAAGCUCUCUCGAAGAACUGUUCCGAGAGGCGACCUACAAUGAGGACGAAUUUUUCAUAGCUUACGCGCUGAAUCAAGAUCCUGAAAAUAUCAAAACGACGCCAAAUAUGCAUCUAAAUUUGGGAAAUUGUUUCACAUUGGACCCCCUAGUGACGACAUCACAUACUUGGCGCGAUGCAGGAUACUCUAUCUUCUUACAGCAUGAUUCAGACGACGAUUAUAGCGAUCAGCUGGAGGAUGUCCCCGGCUGGCAUGUUUUCAUUCACGAUCGAGCGGAAGGAUUUGCGGAAAAUCGCGCGCAAUCUUCGGGUCGUGUUGAAUACCUCUUUCUGGAAGUGAACGAACAGAUUGAGGUUAAGAUGACGGCUCAGCAUUUGCACAUGCUUCCGAGCGAGAACCUCUGCACCACCGUGCUGGAAAUGAGCUCUACUAGGUGCAGUGAACUGUGUCACUGGCGCCAUGUGGUCAACAUUGCUGGCUGUACUGGCCCUUGGAUGCCCGACAUUGAGCAACGGACGUGUUCUACAAGCAACGAAACGCAACAACUGAUCAAACACUAUCAAUUGUUGGAGAGUUUGGACAGUUCCGUGUGUGGCUGUUACCAGCCCUGUACGGCGGUCAUCUACACGACAUUCGUUAUGAACCGCAAGCGGUUCAACAUCAGCGUGCCCGCUGGGCACAUAUGGCUUUACUACACUUCGAAGAUGGUUACGUUCGUUGAAGAGUUCCAUGGGUACGAUUUGGCUCAAUUUGUAGCUGAUAUGGGAGGAUCGCUGGGUUUUCUGCUGGGAUUGUCCGUUCUUGGAUUGAUUGGCUUGAUUGGAAAGAUUACCGAGAUACUGUGCCUUCGGAACUUGAUACCUGAGGAAGAAAUCACAGAGAAACAAUGCGAGGCAAAAAAUUCUCAGUGA